Messenger RNA from Funneliformis mosseae, 675 nucleotides. The record is from the annotation of a GenBank genome assembly. NCBI's taxonomy places the organism in Eukaryota, Fungi, Glomeromycota, Glomeromycetes, Glomerales, Glomeraceae.
AUGUCUGAAGCGAGCCACUCAUAUCAAAUAUGGUUUAAAUAUGAAACUGGACAGCAAACUAGGCUCACGUUUGGCGGAGGAAUUGUUGAAGAUAAAGAAGAAAAAGUCAAUUCCAUCUCUUCAAGUGUAGUUUUCCGUGUUCUAGGCAUCGCACCUUCUAUUACACAACUUGAUGCUAGUGUUUUAUCAGAAUGGAAUGAUAUAAAAUUGGAGGAGACAAUCUCUACAACUGCUUUCUUAUUCACCAAUGUUUUGCGAGGUCCCAGCGUCUCGGGAAAUACUACCACACUUGUUCAAAGUGCACAAUGGCUUCAUGGAGCAGAAAAAAUUUUUACAAAAGAACUCUUGCAGGUCCCCAUCAUAUUUUUGAUUGAUCAAUGCGACUCAUUAAUGUUGCCUCAACAGUGUCAACUCGAACCAAAUGCCGUACUGGCUCAGAAAAAACCAGAAGAAACACGAUAUAGCAAUAUGACUAUUGGAUCCUCAGCAAAAAUGUGGGGUGUCCCAGCAAGCUGGAAAUUUUCAGGCAUGGUCGUGUUUGAUGGUAUGAAAUAUCGUCUUGUCUGGAGCAAGCCAUUUAAAAAACAUUUGAUGAUCAUCAUUUGUGGUGAUCCCGUAUCAUUAUCAGGAGACCUAACCUUUAUUUCUUACCAUAAUUUAACGAAUGGAAGAUGA